Molecule: messenger RNA, 1701 nt
Organism: Drosophila obscura
Lineage: Eukaryota; Metazoa; Arthropoda; Insecta; Diptera; Drosophilidae
Gene: Cln3
Product: battenin
Exons: 6
Coding region: 202-1473 (423 amino acids)
Biological process (GO): regulation of intracellular pH; lysosome organization
Cellular component (GO): membrane; lysosome
Source: RefSeq, a predicted model, not a curated record
CAGUCGCUCAGUGAACGCCCCAACGCGCGAAACGUCGUCGUUGUCGUUGUCGUCGUACCGCCGACACGUCGCUAUCCAAAGUUCUAGCCAAUUGUUCUCCAAGUGUUGGCAAAAUAGUGCAAGCAAAAAAGGAAGUGAGUGCAACACUCGAACGUGCUCUUACAAAAACCAACAACAUUUACCAAAGUUUGCCUGCCCGUUAUGACGACCAGCAAACAGCAAGAGGCCGAGGCGGCCGAGCACGAUCCCCAGGUUGUGGUCGCACCUGCAGGUGGCCCCCACAGCCCUCGAAAGGAUCGUGGCCUUUGGCGGGACCUGACAUCCUACUGGAUGCUUGGCUUAUGCAACAACUACGGCUAUGUGGUGAUGUUGAGUGCGGCCCACGACAUUAUCAAGCAGUUCAAUCCGGCCGAUGACGAUGAAUCGAGCGCCACGGGCAGGAACUGCCACUUGGUGUCCACCGGUGCCAUUCUGCUGGCUGAUGUGCUGCCAUCGCUGUUUGUCAAGAUCCUGAUGCCCUUCUUUCCCUUCUGGGUGAACAUACGCAUAGCCAUUGCGGUGGCCUGCUCGGCAGCGGGCUUCCUGCUCGUUGGAUUCGCCCACGCCGAGUGGAUGGCCCUGCUGGGAGUCAUCAUCACGUCGGCCAGCAGCGGUAUUGGAGAGACUACCUUCCUGGCAUACUCUUCGCGAUAUAACAAGAAUGUCAUAUCCACCUGGUCGUCGGGCACUGGAGGCGCCGGCGUCAUUGGUUCGCUGAGCUAUGCCACACUGAGAGAUCUCGAUGUUAGCCCCCGCAACACCAUGCUGAUCAUGCUGGUCUUUCCGGCCAUUGAGGCCUUCGCCUUCUGGCUGCUCCUGCGUCGUCCACAGGUGGACAUUCUGCCUGUGACCACCGUGGAGUCCACCGAGGUGCUGAUCAGCGACGACAAGCCACUGGUUGGAUUCAAGGAGAAGCUCUCUUACAUCAGACAUCUGUUUAAGUAUAUGAUCCCCUUGUGCCUCGUCUACUUUUUUGAGUACUUCAUCAACCAGGGAUUGUUUGAAUUGGUUUAUUUCGAGAACAUCUUCCUGGACAAGGACUCUCAGUACCGCUGGCUGAAUGUGGACUAUCAGAUCGGUGUCUUCAUCUCGCGCUCCUCGGUCAACAUCUUCCAGCUGAACAAGAUCUGGCUAAUGUCCGUUUUCCAGUUCGUCAAUGUCAUCUACUUCCUCACCGAGGUCAUCUGGUGGUACACGCCCAGCAUAUGGAUUGUCUUCGUUAUCGUCCUGUGGGAGGGACUGCUGGGUGGUGGCGCCUACGUGAACACCUUCUAUCGCAUGUCCAAGGAAAUAUCACCGGAGCGGCAGCAGUUCGCCAUGGCCAUGGUGGUGCAGUCCGACUCCUAUGGCAUUGCUCUGGCCGGCUUCCUGGCCAUUCCCGUACACAAUGCCAUCUGCGGUCUGCCGGCUGCGGUGCGAAACGUUGUCUGGUGAUCAAUCAGCUACGAAGGAAGCGCAUCUGGGAUCAGAUUAUGCCUUUAAUGUGUCUGUCUGUCUAGCUAAUGAGUGUGUGACUCCUUAUAGUAUUAUUAACUCUGUGUGACUGCAACCAAGCUGGCACUUUGGCCUGCUAGUGCUAGGUAGAUGUUAUGUAGUUAUGUAGCCUCUGUUCAAUUACUCUCUAAGCUUUAAUUUAAUAAAUUGUUUGACUUUUAGUAGCAA